Molecule: messenger RNA, 1590 nt
Organism: Rotaria sp. Silwood2
Lineage: Eukaryota; Metazoa; Rotifera; Eurotatoria; Philodinida; Philodinidae
Source: the annotation of a GenBank genome assembly
AUGUCUCGUACAAAUAUAAGUCCGUUGAUAAAAGCUCAGUUAGAAAAAUUGACCGCUGCUGGUAUUGAUAUUAGUUCCGGACAUCGACCAAUACAUUCAUCACCACCAAUAAUCAUUCCAAAAAAGCCGACUCAUUCGAACACAUCAUCGCAAAGCUCUUCAUACGCAUCUAUACCUGAUCAAAUGUCUUCAUCGGGCGAAACUUCAUUACAAUCAUACCGAGAAUUAGAUGAUGCAUCAAAUACUUUACUACCCACGCUAUCAUCCACUUGUCAACGUUUAGAACAUUUAGCAGCACGAGAUCGUAUCGCAGUAAAAAAUAAACGACAACAACCAAUUAAAUAUAAACUAAGUAUUCUAAGAGAAAAUAAUGAUAACCAAUUUGACUUAUUCUCAUCAAGAUUUGAUGAUGAACAAGAAAAUUUUCCACCACAUAUUCAAUCAAAACUUCAAUCAAAAUCGGUUAUUGAUCUUUCGAAAUUGGAUAAAGAACAAGAUUAUUUUCAUACAUCUCUUCGUUCGCGAGAUCAUUCAGCUGAUAAUAUACUUUCAACACCAUAUACUUCAUCUGUUCAACGGUCGAUAAGUUUUAAACGACCACAAGAAAUUAAACAAACAACAUUUAUUAAUCGAUCAAUAUUUACAACAAAAAAAAAAGAAGAAGAAGAAGAAGAAAAUAAACAUGAAACAAAAUUAGAAGAUAUCAAUGCAAAUAAUUCAUAUUCAAUACAAUCAAUUACAUAUUCAUCAUCUAAAGAACAUAUUUAUGAUAACUCAAAUUUAUUUCAACGUCAUAAAACAAAUAUGACACCUGAUAUAUUACCAUAUGAAAAUGAAUCAUCAAUAAAUAACAUUGUUAGAACAAGAGAACGACCUAUACCAAUGACAAAUCGUAUAAGACCUAUUACUGUCCAUAUACCAACGAAUAAUGAUAAACAAACAAUAAAUGAAUAUGAAAAUGUUCUUAAUCAAAUAAAAAAACAUGGUUUAAUUAAAAAAGUUCAGCUUAAAGAAGAAACAAUACCAAUAUCAGUUUCAGAAGAAUCAAUACAAUCACCUUCACCAUCUAUUCAUAUAGAAGAAACAUCUACAAUUUUUUCAACUGAAUAUGAACCAAUAGCUCCAGUUGUUAUUCCAACAAAUAAACUAGUAGAAAAAUCUUCAAUAUCACAACCACCAAAUCGACGAAAAACAGUUGGCGGUGUAAAUCUACCAACGAAUAAUAAAGUUACUACGGAUGAUAAUAAAGCAACACCAUCAUGGAUUGAUAUUGCUAAACAAAAACAAAAUAAAUUUCGAGCUGCAUUGAUCGAAAAAAGUCAUAAUGAAGAAUCUGAACAAAAACAAAUAACACCUAUGGAAGCAGAAAUAAUAUCUAAAAAACAAGUUAUUAUCCCAUCUAAGCCAGUAGCAACAGUCAAAGAAACUACAUAUGAUGAUACACCAACAUUUAAUCCUACUAUUAUACGACGAUUAUCAUCACGAAUACCACAAACAAAUACACAUGUAGUUGAACGAGAUUCUAUACGAGCAUUAAAAGCUAACAAUCCAAAUCGUAUAAAUAACUUAAUUCAAUUGUUUGAUAAAUAA